ACUUACGUGUGUCUUCCUCUGUGCUCCAUGUUGGAUAUCCCCUGUGUUGGAUAUAAUAAAAGCCUUAUUUCGUUUAUCCUCGGCUCCGUGUUCCUUCCGGCAGCGUAAACCGUAACAGUUGCAUCCAGACAAGUUUUUUUCCCAGAUGACCACACGGGUGAAAGCACCGCGAAAGCCUUCAAGCAGUUCCUUCAAGAAUGGAAUUUACAUGAGGAGAAACAAGUGUGCCUGACAACGGACAGCGGGGUCAAUAUAGUAAAAGCUGCCACUCUCAACGUAGACAAGACGGUCUUGCAUUAGCCAUUGUCUACACAUUGCUAUUGGUAAGUUGACUCUUUCUCUCUUGUGUCAGUAUAUUUAAUGCAAGCACAUGGAGUAAACAUGAGCUUAAUAUUAACUGUAUUUAUGAAUUGGUUUCUGCAUUAGUAAUGUGACUAUGCAGUAUUUUGUACAGUAAUUCAUUAAAUUAGCUAAUGUUUAUAUUUAAUAAAUGCAUUUAAUAUUGGCUGUGGAAUAGUUUACCUCAUAUCAGGGAAUGUUCCUCUCUUAUAGAGUAUAAACGACAUUUAAAAACUUACUUUUUCACUCUGGCUUUUGAUCAUUUAUGAGUGCUGUGUUAAUGGUAUGAUAGGAUAUUAAUAGUGUCGCUUUAGAGUAUGACGUUGUCUGUAGCAAGGUCCUUAUUUUAAAUGUCUUGAUGAUUGUUUUAUGUUACCUUUUGUACAGCACUGUGGUCAAUUUUUGUUGUAUUAGUACCGUAUUUUCUGGACUAUAAGUCUUUUUUUAACUGAGCUUUAACUUUUUUCUUUUAACUUUUUUUUGGUUUUGUUUUUUAUUGCAUUUAUUUUAUUCAAAAGAAACAUAAAUAAAUACUGCUGAAUACUACUAAAUAAACAAAUAGUUUUUGUUGUUGUUUUGCAGGGAGAAGCAUGAGGGAUACCAGGAAUGACAGAGCUGUGGAAGCAAGAUCUCACCAGUUAAGUUCAAAGUUCAAUAUUGGACUACAUGAACACCAAAUAUGAUGACUAAGAGGUUCAGGAACUGAUCAACAUGGCAACAGUUCUUGAUCCACGCUUCCGCACUCAAUAUAUGAGUCAAGAAGAGAUCCUGGUCAUCAAAGCCAGAGUAGUCAAAGAGGUGGAAUCCCUUUCUGCCAUGCCAAGUGAUGCUGGCUCUUCUACCCCUGUAAUGUCAUCUGAAUCAACAAGAAGCUCAGAGUGCAUCUAAAAGGCAGAAGAAGAGUCUUGGAAGUUUUUUUUCAAGAAACCAGCUGCUGAGAUGACCACCACCCUUUCUGAAACAGAGUAAAUGGAGGCUGAAUUAAACAACUACCUGCAUGGGCCACUUGCAAUCCCCUUACGUGGUGGAAGGUACAUGAGGCCUGAUGAAAAUGAAAGAAGAAAAGCGAGAUCUGAAUGAAGUAGAGGAGAAAUAUCAGGAUCAGAAACAUCAUGAUGUCAAUGGAGAAAAAUCAGUGAGUUGCGGCAUUAAAAAAACGGAAGUCAAGAGGCCUUUCAGCUGCUCUCAAUGUGGAAAGAGUUUCACAAGUAACAAAACUCUUAAGGGGCACAUUUUAAUUCAUACUGGGAUAAAGCCUUUCAGCUGCUCUCAGUGUGGAAAGAGUUUUACACAGAAAGCACACCUUAAGAGUCAUUUGGUAACUCACACUUCAGAAAAACUUUUCAGUUGCUCUCAGUGUGGAAAGAGUUUUACACGCAAAGAAAGCCUUAAGAACCACAUGAUAAUUCAUGCUGGAAUAAAGCCUUUCAGCUGCUCUCAGUGUGGAAAGAGUUUUACACAGAAAGGAAGCUUAAAUGAUCACAUGUUAAUUCAUGCUGGGAUAAAGUCUUUCAGUUGCUCUCAUUGUGGAAAGUGUUUCGUAUGUAAGAGUUAUCUUAUUAAGCACAUGUCAAUUCAUACUGGGAUAAAGCUUUUCGGCUGCUCUCAGUGUGGAAAGAGUUUUGCACAUAAAGCAAGCUUAAGGAAUCACAUGUUAAUUCAUGCUGGGAUAAAGUCUCAUAGCUGCUCUCAGUGUGGAAAGAGUUUUACACUGAAAGCACAACUUAACAUUCACUUGGUAGCUCACGCUUCAUAAAAUGCUUUCUGCUGCUCCCAGUGUGGAAAGUGUUUUACAUACAUAUCAAACAUUAAGAGGCACAUGUUAAUUCAUGCUGGGUAAAAGUCUUUCACUUGCUCUCUGUUUGGAAAAACUUUUACACAGAAAGGACAUUGUAAGGUUCAUUUGGUAACCCACUCUUCAUAAAAACCUUUCACCUUGGGGAGUCAAAGUAAAUUACUGUUUUUCUGAAUGACUGUCAUCAACUGGAUCACCUCAAGGAUGUGUCCUCUCCCCUUUAGUAUUUCUCUUGUACACAAAUACUCUAAGAGUAGUUUUAGAAAUAGGCAUACUAUAACAUUUACUGAGAAUUCAGUAAUCGUUAGCUUAUUGAGUGAGGAGUACACCAUGUUUGUCCCUGUGGUUGGAUUUUAUUAUGUAGUGUCAGAAUGCUUUCUUGAAAAAUACUGUAGAGGCACAAUAUGUAAUUUUGUUUCAUAGUUUGGCUGGUCCUGUGACUUAUAGUCAGGUGAAACUUAUUUAUCAAAAUUAAUUUGAUAUGAACCAAGAGAAAACAUUAGGAUUCAGGAUUCAAUACUUUAUUGCCAUACAACUCGGUGCAAGUUGUUAGGGAUUUGCUUCAGUUUGCUCAUAGCAGGACAUCAACAAACUACAAACAAAUACAUAGAGCAAAUAUAUACACAGACGAAAUCCCAUACGGGACGACACUUGACACAGGCAGAUAAAAAAAAUAAAGGAAACACAACACUCACCACAUAACUGCAUGACAGUCCAGGAUGCUAUAAUGGCUAAUGUCAAGUAAAAGUGACUAUUUGCAUAAGAAUACAAAAUGCAGAUCCACAGCUUUACAAUAAAUAUACAAAAGUACACGAGUAUGGUUAACAUAAAACAUAUAAAAAGGUUUAAGGUGUAUUAAAAAACAUACAAAUGCAAAUUAUGCGGACUCAUUAAGAGAGCCUUUUUUCAUAAAGGACUGGUUCAGGGGUUGAGAGAUGUUUAGAGAUUUAAUGGCUCUGCAGUAUGUGCUGUUGAGGAAGCGAGAGGUUUUUGUCUUAAUAGCUCUCAUCCUUCUCCCUGAUGGAAGUAGGGAGAAAAAGGAGUUGGCAGGGUGACUAUCAUCUUGUAGGAUCUUUAUGCCUUUCUGAUGGAAUACGGGCCUCAUAGAUGUCACAGAUGGGGGAGAGUUUGCCGCCAAUGAUUUUUGAGGCUGUAUUAACUAUCCUGUCUAGCUGCAACCUCUGUUGGACAGUAGAGUUGCCAUACCAGACAGUAAUAGAAAAAGUAAGGACACAUUACCAUCUACAGCCACGAGAGAGCGCUCUCUGCUGCUCAGUGCUACUGUAGCAUACACCUGAAAACAACUGAAAACUGUUAACUGAAAUAUUAACUUAAAGACAACUGAGAAAGACUGAAUGCUAACAAAAUGCCCCCAAAAAGAAAAUCCUAUUCUGCAGAUUACAAACUGCAGGUAGUAAAAUAUGCAGCUGAAAACGGUAAUUGGAAAUUCUAAAUAAAUGCGACUUAUAGUCCAGUGCAACUUAUGUUUUUUUUUUUCCUCAUCAUGACGUAUUUUUGGACUUAUUUUUUUGGACAUUUUGGGAAGGAAAUGUAGUGUUUUUGUUGUUAAUGUGAAAUGUUUGAUUGCUGCAACCAAAUUGCCUUUGGGAAAUGAAUAAAAUGAACUGAACUGCA
This is a messenger RNA of Carassius auratus (goldfish), 3769 nucleotides long. Its product is annotated as gastrula zinc finger protein XlCGF8.2DB-like. Gene Ontology annotation, molecular function: DNA-binding transcription factor activity, RNA polymerase II-specific; RNA polymerase II transcription regulatory region sequence-specific DNA binding. Gene Ontology annotation, biological process: regulation of transcription by RNA polymerase II; embryo development. The transcript has 2 exons. The record is from RefSeq and is a predicted model, not a curated record. The coding region runs from base 1385 to 2095 and encodes 236 amino acids. NCBI's taxonomy places the organism in Eukaryota, Metazoa, Chordata, Actinopteri, Cypriniformes, Cyprinidae. Gene Ontology annotation, cellular component: nucleus.